AUGUCAGGACGGAGAGAGCAGCCUAAGUCAUCUAAUGUGUUUGAGUAUGGCCUGGCUUAUGAGAGUUUGAAGAAAGCCUGUCUGGAGAGCACAAGGAAGGGUGCCUUCGGCUCUAUUGCACCACGCCGGCUUUUCCUCCCCAGCAAAGAGGAAAUGAGCCGCCCGAGGCCGACUCAGUACAAGGUGAGCAUGGAGAAAACAACUGAAGCGUUAUAUAAGAAACCGUGUACAGCUGCUUUUAAAUCUGCCACUGACAGACUUGUGGGUUCACUGUUCGCCAAAGAUACACCUCCGCCAGGCUCAUAUAACGUGAGCAAAUCGUUUGAGAAGAUACACGGCCUCCAUCACUACAGCAAGCCGCGUAACGAGAAAGCACACAAGCGACAGAGCUGCUUCUUGUCUGCUGGCCCCAGAGACCCCGCCUUCCUCCACUACAACCCUGAAACCCCAGGUCCGGAUCAAUAUAGUCCAGAUGUUAAAUUCAGCCCAAAACUUGCACUGAUUGUCUCAAAAGAAGAUCUCUUCAAAAGCCCUAAAGACAAGACCCCUGGACCCCGGAGCAUAUGA
Messenger RNA from Sinocyclocheilus grahami, 567 nucleotides. RefSeq names its product sperm-tail PG-rich repeat-containing protein 2-like. NCBI's taxonomy places the organism in Eukaryota, Metazoa, Chordata, Actinopteri, Cypriniformes, Cyprinidae. The transcript has 5 exons. Bases 1 to 567 code for a protein of 188 amino acids. The record is from RefSeq and is a predicted model, not a curated record.